This is a messenger RNA of Lethenteron reissneri (Far Eastern brook lamprey), 6731 nucleotides long. RefSeq names its product tyrosine-protein phosphatase non-receptor type 4-like. Gene Ontology annotation, cellular component: cytoplasm; cytoplasmic side of plasma membrane; cytoskeleton. The record is from RefSeq and is a predicted model, not a curated record. Gene Ontology annotation, molecular function: protein binding; protein tyrosine phosphatase activity. Gene Ontology annotation, biological process: protein dephosphorylation. Lineage: Eukaryota; Metazoa; Chordata; Hyperoartia; Petromyzontiformes; Petromyzontidae.
CUGCCCCUCGCCAUAUUCGCCUGUGGGGCGAGGGGACUCAGCCACUCGGCCCGGCGAGACUCAGUCACUUAGCCCGGGGUGACUUAACCACUCUACCUGGGUACUCAGUCACUCAGCCACUUAGCCACUCAGCCACUCAGCUCAGGGUCACACAGCCACUCAGUCACUCAGCCACUCAGCCCUGGGUCACUCAGCCACUCAGUCACUCAGCCACUCAGCCCAGGGUCACUCAGCCACUCAGUCACUCAGCCACUCAGCCACUCAGCCCAGGGUCACACAGCCACUCAGUCACACAACCACUCAGUCACUCAGCCCAGGGCCACUCAGUCACUCAGUCACUCAGCCACUCAGUCACUCAGCCACUCAACCCAGGGCCACUCAGUCACUCAGUCACUCAGCCACUCAGCCCAGGGCCACUCAGCCACUCAGUCACUCAGCCACUCAGCCCAGGGUCACACAGCCACUCAGUCACUCAGCCCAGGGCCACUCAGUCACUCAGUCACUCAGCCACUCAGCCACUCAGUCACUCAGCCCAGGGUCACACAGCUACUCAGUCACUCAGCCACUCAGUCACUCAGCCACUCAGUCACUCAGCCACUCAGUCACUCAGCCCAGGGCCACUCAGCCACUCAGUCACUCAGCCACUCAACCCAGGGUCAAUCAGCCACUCAGUCACUCAGCCACUCAGCCACUCAACCUGGGUACUUAGCCACUUAGCUGGGUGCUCGGUCACUCGGCCCGGGUGCUCUAUCACUUAGCAAGGAACUCAGCACUCAGUCGGGGUAAUCAGUCACUCGAGCAGAUCAGUCAAGUCACUCGGUGAGUCGGUCACUCGGUGAGUCAGUCACUCAGCGAUUGAGACACGCACACAGGCAGUCGGUGCAGCGCGUCAGCCAUCUAGGCACCAAGUCCGUGCUCAAGUCAAGGACGCACGUGGUGACUGGGGCAUUAGCUCAGUCGCACACCCGCCCCGGUACACAACCAGGGAGACGGUGAGGGAGUUUGCGGGGCCGACACACGGAGGACGAAGCCCCGGAGAAGAUUUGCCCAAUACAUCGGCUCAGCCCAGCCCGGCGAGGCUGGCGGCACACAGGCAUGAGCGCGCGCUUCCGGCUGCCGGCGGCGGGGGUGCACGGCGGGAAGCCGGGCGAGCCGAGCCGCGACCGGGAUGGCGUGACGGUGGCCUGCAGCGUGAGCCUGCUCGACGGCUCGCGGCACGUCUUCGCCGUCAACAAGCAGGAGAAUGCCCAGAUGCUGCUGGACUACGUCUGCACGUACCUGCAGCUGGCUGAGCGCAAUUUCUUCGGGCUGCAGAUCCCGGGAGAGGGCAAGGCCGGCCCGAAAUGGCUCGAUCCAAGCAAGCCAAUCAAAAAACAGCUCGGAAAAGGAUCUUCAACCGUGUUGAGCUUUCGAGUCAAGUACUUUGUCCGGGACCCCGACCGGCUGACAGAAGAAGCCACCAGGCACCUGUUUUACCUUCAGAUCAAGAAGGACAUCCUCGAGGGCUGGCUGCCCUGCCCGCGCGACAUGGCCAUUCAGCUCGCCUCCUACGUGGCGCAGGCCGAGCUCGGCAACUCCAACCCGGCGGUGUCCGGAACCGGCUACCUCUCGCGGCUCCGCUUCCUGCCGGAGUUGCCCCAGGACUUCCUCUUGGAUGUCGCCAAACAGCACUCCAAGCACAGUGGGAUGAAGGCUGCCGACGCCGUGCGGAGUUACCUGGCCGCUGUCAAGACUCUGGAGCUCUACGGAGUGGAGCUGCAUUAUGCCCGGCAGGACGGCAACAAUCUGGAGGUGAUGCUGGGCGUCAUGGCCACGGGGAUGGUCAUCUACAAGAACGGCAUUCGCAUUCACCUGCCCUGGAAGAAGAUCGUCAAGAUCUUCUUCAAGUCGAAACAGUUCUUCAUCCAGCUGGAGAGGCGGCCGAUGGAAAUGCGCGACAACAUCCUGGAGUUCCACAUGGAGAGCUACCGGCUCUGCAAGGGGCUGUGGAAGGCGUGCGUGGAGCACCACUGCUUCUUCCGGACCCAGAGGCAGCCGGGCUCCAGCUCCGAGAAGUCGCUGCUGGGGCAGAUCUUCACGCUGUCGCUCUUCAAGGGGAGGCCGGAUUCAGUUCAUCGCGACAGCUCGGAGAGAAUCAACGGGAGCCGCGCCGUCAGCAGGAAGUCGUCGUCGGGUCGCUCGGGCCUCGGUUCGGGCGACGGAGAUCGCGUCGGCAGCGCCCAGCUGGCGCGGCGGAGAAACAGCGACGAGAUCUGGGACCGCAGUGCUCGGCUCUCGGGUUCCGAGAACUCCUCCAGCCCGCCCUCCCCGACGCUGCUGACGCCGUCGGGUUCGUUCCAGCGCAGCCUGCGCACCGCCAACUCGCUGGGCGACCUCAGCCGCCGCGUGGUGGGCGGCGUGACCCUGCGGCCCCUCCGCGCGGCCUCCGUCACGCGCCUCGACUCGCGACAAUCGCUCAGCCUGCAGAGGUUUUCCGUGGCCGAGUUCCGAGCGCCGGGGCAGACGUCCAAGGUGCGCAACGGAAGUGUGUGCCGCACGCCAAGCCACGCCAACUCGCACGAGGGCCUGCUCAACUCCCCCUCCAGCCGGUCCUACGACAUCACAGAUCUCACCAGCAGCGGCUCUGGACAGCUCAACGGUGCCGAUCCUUACGAAAACCUGGUGCUCAUACGGAUCAAGCAGGACGACAACUGCAAGUUCGGCUUCAACGUGAAGGGAGGGUCCGACCACAAGAUGCCCAUUAUCGUCUCGCGCGUGGCCCCGGGCACGCCGGCGGACUUGUGCGUGCCGCGGCUGAACGAGGGCGACCAGCUGGUGCGGGUGAACGGCCGCGACGUCUCCCGGUGCAGCCACGAGGAGGUGGUGCAGUUCAUCCGCUCCAGCUGCCAGGGCGGUGGCCACGACGAGCUGCUGCUGCUCGUGAGGCCCAACGCCGUGUACGGCGCGGAUGAGGAGGAGGAUGACGACGACGAGGUGGACAGCGAGCCCGACUUCCAGUACACGGCGCUGGAGCCCGCGGAGCCUCACGACGGCGGCAGUGAGGGCGGCCAGGACGCGCUGCGCCUCUCCAUGGAGCAGCUGGAGCGCGACCUGGAGGCCAGCAUCGCCGUCGAGCAGUUCGAGGACCUGUACAGGAAAAAGCCCGGCAUGAGCAUGUCAUGCGCCCGGUUACCCCAGAACGCCGGCAAGAACCGCUACCGCGACAUCUCACCAUAUGAUGACACCAGGGUGUUGCUGUGCGGGGAGGACGAUUACAUCAACGCCAACCACAUCAACAUGGAGCUGGCCGACCGCGUGAAUCGCUACAUCGCCUGCCAGGGGCCCCUGCCCGCCACGUCGGCCGACUUCUGGCAGAUGGUGUGGGAGCAGGGCAGCACCAUGAUCGUGAUGCUCACCACCAUCACAGAGCGCGGCCGGGUGAAAUGUCACCAGUACUGGCCCAACCCGCCUGGCACGGAGACGUACGGCGACUAUGUGGUGACUUGCGUCAAGGAGGACUGCAACCUUGCGUGCGUCUUCCGGGAGUUCACGCUCACCAAGAAGGUGGCAAAACCGGCGAGCAGAGCAGAGGAAGUGGCGGAAGAACGGAUCGAAGAGGAGAGGAAGGAGGACGGCGAAGAAUCGGCGGUUGAAGGAGGAGAAGACAACGACGACAAGGAGCGGCCGAAGAAGCAGGAGGAGGCAGAGAAGGCGGAAGCCAAGGAGGUGGAAGCCAAUGAGGUGGAGAAAGAGGAGAGUGAGGAGGUUGAGCCCGAGGACUGUGCGGACGCAGCAGCAGCAGCUAUUGCUGCUGCCUCGGAGAAGGAGGAGGAGCGGCUGGUGAGUCACCUGCAGUACGUGGCGUGGCCGGACCACGGAGUCCCGGACGACCCCCACCAGUUCCUGCAGUUCGUGAAGAGCGUGCGGGAGAAGCGCACGGCGCAGCCCCCGCAACCAGUCAUCGUGCACUGCAGUGCGGGCAUCGGGCGGACGGGCGUGCUGGUCACCAUGGAGACGGCGCAGUGCCUGAUGGAGUGCUACAAGCCCGUGUACCCCCUCGACAUCGUCAAGACGAUGAGGGACCAGCGCGCGAUGAUGAUACAGACAUCCUGCCAGUACAGGUUUGUGUGCGAGGCGAUCCUGCAGGUGUACGAGGAGAUGGUGUUCGAGGACCGCGGCAAGCCGGCGCGACCCACACAGUAACGCUGCCCUCCUCCGUGCGCAACACCCGGAUUGCUCACGGCAUCGGACUUUCUCGCGCGCGUUUGUAAGCGCGCAAGCACGACCAAAGGGAGCACGCGGAGACUCUGGGGUGGCCCAGCGACAGCUCCCCCCCCCCCCUCCCUUAACACGGAUGCGACCCCCAACUCCGUCGGACGUUCAAAAGGCGGCAGCGGCAGUUAGCCGGGGAGACGUUCCGUCGCUCGAGGGACGGCGGAGUCCCGCCGUCACGGAGACUCGAGACGUCGUGUUUACGUUCUCACGCACUCCGCCCGCUCCUUCUUUACACGACGAGCGAUUGCCGGCGAUGCCAGCGGGCGUGCGUGGGGGCACCGCGCUACCCUUGGGCAGAGACUAAAACCUUUGUGCAUUCAAUCACACGAAUGUUGUGCAAAUAUUUGUUUCACCCCCAACACCACCUCCUUUUGUAAAAAAACCUAUCCAAGCCAUGACCGAGUGACACCCCAUCCCCACCGUGUCACGAGGUGUAAAAGAGCUUUAAAAGGAACGUUCCAGGAAAAGGGAGCCGGGAGAGUUGGCGACCGCAUCGGGCGCACGUGCUCGCCCCCACGGCCUUAGCCUCCGCCACGCACUUCCACGACCUCAAGCGCUCAAUCCCCACAGCCCCCCAAAACUCUCCAGGGUCGGAGUCGUGAACCUGCCCCCCACCCACCCAUAGCUGCUGCCUCUCCGUCACCGCCCGUCCCAGAAAGAAUGUAUUUCAGACUUGGCGUUUACACGCACGACGUCGAGUCUCGCGUUGUGUCAUGCGGCAGAGUGCUCGCGCUGGCGCGUUCGAGCUCGACGUUUGUGUCGCGUGGCGAGCCGCGCCAUGAAUGUUCGACGACAAAAUGAUCAGAACCCACCCCCCCCCCCCUUGCACCACCCACACCCUGAUUGGCUACCGGUUCUCUUAACGUUUAAUCAACGUUGUAAAAUGUAACCAACCCUCACCAUCGCUUCGGAGAAGCUUGAAGUGAUGGCGGGAGGGGGUGCCAUGUAAAGUUACUACGAAGGAGGGCUGUUGCCUGAAACGUUUCCGUUCAUAUUUUUUUCAUUUUUAGGGCAGUGUUAUCGACCAGCGGAAUUGAUUUUAUCAAAGUCAUCCAGUGUGAACCUACCCUGAGGAGGUGGCAGCCGGCUGUGUGCGUCAGCCAAUCCACGCGACCAGCCCUGAAAAAAUCCCAUCGCCUUGUGAAGUCGAAAAGCAUUUCCACGCUCGAGCGAGAGCGCAAGCCGGUGGUGCUCGCCUCCAUGGGCAGGCCUUGAGCCGGUGGAGUAAACUCCACAUUCCUAAGACGGGUGGGCAAAGUCCAUCCGAAGGAGGAUGGGACUCGGACCACCGUCGUCCACUUUACACUGAGGUACUCAUUUGUUUCGACCCGAGAGGGGCGACGGGCCGAAUGGACGCAACGAAAUCGCUUCGAGGAAAGACAACGAAAACAAAUCGUGCCUUCAGCAAUGAUGGUACCCCGAUUACGACUACGCCAUUUCACCGUGUUUGUUUUUUUACGUUUGAAAAUCGGAAUUGCACGUCGAUGUUAAGCGGUACGGUAUGAUGCCUCACACGAAGGUACGGCCACGCCAUAGUGGGGCGAGAGAAAGAGGUACCUUCGCCCCCCCCCCCCCCCCCCCCCGCUGCACUCUGGCACUUUACGCCUUAAAAGUCGCUCAUCGUCAACACUGGACCUGACCUCCUGUGCGAGCGCCCCCCUCCCCUCCACCGCCCCCAUCAACCACCCCCUCUUGGCAAUCCCUCGAAUAAGACUGAUGGUGUAUUCCAGCAUAGUGUAUAUAUUCCAGGAUUGACAAUGGAUGGCGAGCAGACAUGAAGAUCGCUGCUUUGCUCCCGUCUUGACAAGGCCUCAGGUCGCAUUCUUUAUCGUGGCCUAGCUCAGGCUUGGGUCGCUCGGCUGUUCUCAAAGACGGGCUCGAGUUGAGCGCUUUCAAGCCGACUCGUUUGAGCCAGAGCCGAGCCUGAUCCAGGCCGUGACUCCGAAUACGGACUGCUGAGGUGGCUCGGGGUGUCCCGCUCCUCGACUUGCACACACACCCCCCCCACCUUAUCCCCCAAACCCCCCCCCCCCCCCGCGUCACCCCAUGUGACCUCUUGCCAACAAAACGACGGUACUUGUUUAGUUUUAGCUGUCGCGUGGUACUCGGCCUGUAUUUAGCGCAAGCCAUUUUUUGUUGUUUUUAUUUUGUAAAAAAAAAAUAUUCAAAAGUUAACAAAAAGUUGCGUGACGACGACGAUGAGGAUUAUCGCUUUGUACUGUUUUUUUGGCAGAGUCUGUCUUUCAAGCCUGUGGUUACAGAGGCAAAAUUAACGAUGCGAUUUUUUAUUUAACGUAAGUUCUAGACUGUAUAGAAAAUAUAAUUUUCUUUCCCUCCCCUGAAACCAAUUCACAGAUAAAUAUAUAUACUGAAGAACUAAAGUUCUAGAAGUUCUGUUUUUGCGCUGCUGUGCAGUUAACAUUGUGUGGCCACCUUACUGCCUUAAGAAACUACUGAUUAAACGUGUUUUGCAAUCA